AUGUUAGUUUCGGUUAGUCUUUAUAAAUGAUUCUCUUUCAACUGAUAUUAUCACUGUGCAUGACUGAUUGUCUCGUUCAAUAAACAAAGUUUCUGUCAUUAGAACUUUCUCACUUGCUUAAUUUGUAUGAUUAUGCAAUUGAACGACAAUUAUUUCAAUUUUUCAACUCUAUAAGACCUUUUCUUGUUGUGUUUACUUUUGAUGAUACAGUUUGACUAUAUGGUUCAAUUUUAGUAUCAAAUUUAAACCCAGUUAAGAUAGUAAAUUGCGAAGGUUGGAUGUGACUGAACCUAAUGGAAAUUUACUCCAAAAACAAUAUAGAAGACCAACAAAAGCUUAAUGGUGAUAGUUAUUUGCACAAAGAUAUCACUACAUUUUCUAGUAAUCAAGAAAGAGUUGACUUAACAAGAACUGAUAAUAUAAUAGAUACAAUGUUUCAAACAGUUGCUGCAGUCCCAGCAGAUAUUCUAAACAAGUUCAGUUUCAUAAACGAUAAAAGUUCAAGUGAAACUGAUGAUUUUUAUGGAUUUGAAACGAGCGAGUACAAACAGUAUGACAUCUCAAAAACUACACUCAAGAGGCUUAUAGAACAAGAAGAAGCUGAUAUUUUUCAAAUUUCUAAAAGACGUAAAACCACAACUUUGUGGAAAGGUCUUAAAAAUGCUGAUAGUUUCAGUGAAGAAAUCGAUGAAAAUAUUUCCGAGCCUGGAAGUCCAAAAACUGUUCCAGAGGCUAAUUUUAGCGAUUCAACAGCAAAUGAUUUUUCAAGUAAAAGUGAAAAAUGUAAUAAUACAUCCAUGAAUUCAACUAAAACUAGAACCAAACGCUCAUUUCGUGCUGCAAGUCCAAUUACUACAUCUCGACAAAAAGUCAGUAUUGAUAUUACUAAUCCUUUAUAUAGAGAACCAUUCAAAUAUGGUUGGAAACGAGAAUUAGUUUACCGAGCUGGAUCUAGUGAUAACCAAAGUAAGAGAAUGGCUGAUAUUUAUUAUUAUACUCCAGAAGGUAAAAAAGUUAGAAGUUUCCGGGAAGUUACAGAAACCCUUACAACAAGUGAAUUAACCAUUGAAAAUUUUACAUUUUUCAAAGAACCUCUGGGUGUUAACGAUCCUGCAAAAGAAAUUAUUCGAGAUGCUAAAAAAGGAAAGGAAGCUCAUGUACCAACUAAACCUUAUCAGAAGAUUCCAAAAAAAAGUAUUGAUACUCCACCAAUUCAAAAUGAUACACCCAAAAAAUCGUCUGUAAAAUCAACACCUCCUGUUAUUCCAGUAAAGACACCAUCAAGAAAUGCUAAAGUAGCGUCAAAAUUAAAAGUGAAAAUAUCUUCAAAGAAAGUAACGCCUAGUAAAGAAAGUAAAUCACCUAUGACUUCUACUGAUAAUACUGUAGAUACAAAAGUUGCUCAAACUUCACAAUGGACAAAUGCUUCAAAUAAUAAGGAAAUCGUGGACAAAAAUCAUGCGAUGAAAAGCAAAAAAAUCAUCAAGAUCAAAGAGCAAGAACCAUGUAGUGUACGUUGUUCUUCUAGCAUUGGUUUAAUUCCGACAUUACAAUGCGUAAAAUGCCUGUGCUUAUACCAUCCCAAAUGUAUUCAAAAACUGUCAACCAAUUCUAAGUUUACGUGUAAGAAUUGUCAACUUGUAACCGAUGAGUCUUUUCGAGAAUCUUCAAGUGCAGAAGCUUCUUUACUAUACAAAGAGUUAGGUGAUCGGAAAAAACAGGUUUUGAAAAAAAAAGAAUCAUUGGAAAUGGUCCCGAAAAUUAAAGAGUCACUUAUUUCAUUCGAAAAUUAUAAUGAUUUUAAUAAUGAUAACACCUCACAUGAAAAUAAAUUAUCUAAGGUAUCGACAAGUGAGUUCAAAUGUAAUGAUAAUUUGAACUUGAGACCCAUACAAAAUAUUGCAUCUAUAAAGGGUAAAAAGUUUAUCGUAGUCUCUAACCGUCCUGUUACUUCAUUGCGGUCUUCACCUAUCAAUUUGAAUCGUUAUAGUAAUGAAAUUUCGAAAACAAAUAUAUCAGAUGACGAAGUUCAUUAUUCUUUAAACGGUAAUGUUAAUAGUAUUAACACCGUUGAAAUAAAACCAAAAACAGAUGAAUUAUUAUUGUCUCUUAAUGAAGUUGGACCUUAUACUUUUACGAGUUCUAACUUCGAUUCAAAAAUAAUCAGGAAUACUAAUGUUCUACCAUCUUCGGAUGAAAGAAAAAAAUCUAAUCAAAUUGAAGCAGAUAAUAAACAACAUUUUAUGGUUUCUGUUUGUGCUGGAUAUCAUGCUUUAUCUCGAAUAUUUCAAUAUUUGAAAGUUCAAGAGCUGUUACGCGCAGGAAGAGUAUGCCGAAUGUGGCGAGAUUUAGCUGCUCAUCCAUCAUUAUGGAAAACUGUCAGAAUGAAAAAUAGUCAAGUGACAGAUUGGGAUGGAUUCGCUGAAGCAUUAAAAAGUCGAGGUACUCAAUAUUUAGAUUUACGCAAAAUGCUAAUAGCCGGAGAUGCAGCAGAUUCCGUUUGGCAAAAGUUUGUGAACAUUAUACCCAAAAUUACAAGUCUUUUGAAGUUAGAACUAUGCAGAUGUCCAGCUAUGGUUGUUGAAGAAGUAAUGAAAAAUUGUCCUCAAUUGAAAAUUCUUAAUGCCUUGUCUAUCAAAUGUGAAUUAAUCAAUAUUGAAUGUGUUUCUGAAUUAAAGAAUUGCACUGAACUACGUCUAAAAGGUUUAAAUGCUAUGACUUUGGAUGGAGACUUGAGUUCUUUGGUAAAUUUGACUCAAUUGACACAUUUGAGCCUAACAUCUAUCAAGGAAUUGGGAUCGAAAAAAAUUACAAUGGUGGAAUCAUUAUAUAAUUUGGAAUCCUUAGAACUUGGAGAAUGCUGUGAUUUUCCAUCAGAUUUCGGAACUAGCGUAUUGGUCAAACUUCAAUCACUUAAUAGAUUGCGUUUGGAAAAAGGACAAGGUUCUUGUUGUACUUUUGAUAUUUUGGAAGGUAUUUCACAACUGAAAAAUUUGACUCAACUGGAGUUGGUCAAUUUUGAUGUUAAAAAUGGUUUUGAUAGGCAUCUGGCAAAUUGUAAAAAUAUCAAGAGAUUUUUGAUUAUACCUACUUAUGUAUCUCAAUCUGCUACUUCAAACAAUAUGAUCUUAAAAGGAGUGACCGAAUUAUCAAAUAAUUUAACUCACUUUGUUUGGGGUGUAACUCAAGAACUCUUGAAGGUCACAGAAUUAUUUGUUGAUCAGUGUAACCAAAUGAGCAAACAUGUUAGCGGUGACUCAAUACCUGUUCUUAAACCAGUUCCGUACAUGAAUUUAAUACAAGAUUUGGUUAAUGAUAAAAAUCAAUUGAAAGAAGAACAGCAGCUUAAUUCAAGUAAUCCUCAAGUAGAAAUAUUGCCAUUGCCACACUUGCAAAAGUUGCUAUUAACGGCUUUGCCAAAAACACGCGUUAAAAUAUUGAAAAUUCCAUUCCACGCUACUUGGAGGCAAAGCAUAACUGAUAGUACGACACAAUAAUUACUCAUAUUUGGAAAAAAAAUCAAACAUGUAUUCAAACAAAUUGAAAUAAAGUAUUUUCAUCAUUUA
This is a messenger RNA of Trichogramma pretiosum, 3566 nucleotides long. RefSeq lists its product as uncharacterized. Gene Ontology annotation, molecular function: DNA binding; protein binding. The transcript is spliced from 10 exons. Lineage: Eukaryota; Metazoa; Arthropoda; Insecta; Hymenoptera; Trichogrammatidae. The record is from RefSeq and is a predicted model, not a curated record. Bases 294 to 3497 code for a protein of 1067 amino acids.